AUGUGGAAACUCUCCAUCGAUGGGGCCUCCAAUAGACAUGGCAACGGGCUAGGGGUCGUGUUGACAUCCUCGGAUGGGCUGACUAUCAAGCAUGUGAUUACACUCGGGUUCCAAGCAUCCAACAAUGAGGCGGAAUAUGAAGCCCUCCUUACCGGAUUGAAGAGCGCUUUAAGAAUGAAGGCAUCAGAACUUAUGGUAUUCAGCGACUCCAAGCUGGUUGUCAAUCAGGUCUCCAGGGAAUAUAAGGCCAGGGAUGAAAGGAUGGCUAAGUGUCAAGUACUGGAACGUGCAGACAUCAAAAAGUUUUCCGCAAUAAGAAUGGAACAAAUUAACCGCGAAAAAAAUAAUGCAGCCGACGAAUUGGCCGGCCUAGCAUCUAUGCAAACAACUUUUCCCAAUCCUUUGAUGAUAGAAUUCUUACCCUGUCCGAGCAUUAAGCAACCGGAGGUUCUUGAAGUACUCUGCACCGACUUGGGACCAUCCUGGAUGGAUCCUAUUAUCACCUUCCUAAAGGAUCGAAUUCUACGCACUGAAAAGAAAGAGCCCAACAAGAUGAGAGCCAGGUCAAAGCGGUUUUGGCUAUCUCCAUCUGGCACCUUAUGCAAGAAAUCUUUCACUGGGACAUACCUGAAGUGUGUCCACCCCAGCAAGGUUGAAGCUUUCGUCUUCAAGAUUCAUGAUGGCAUCUGCGGAAGCCAUAUUGGGGAUAGAUCUUUGGCUUACCGAGCAAAUUCCCAGGGGUUAUUGGUGGCCGUACAUGCAGGCGCGUACAAAUAUGUUUGCAAAUGCGAAAAAUGUCAAAAACUCGCUCACCAGAUUCACCAACCAGACAAAGAGUUGCUCCUGCUUACAAGUCCUUGGCCAUUUGCUCUUCGGGGGCAAGACAUUGUAGGACCUCUUCCAGCAGUUCUAGGCAACCGCAAAUUUUUCAGUUCUGCUACCGACUACAUCGCCAAGUGGGUGGAGGCCGAGCCAUUGCCCACUAUCAAGGAAAAAGAUGUUAAAAAAUUUGUCUGGCCGAAUGUCAUCACCCACUUCGGCAUCCCAAAAACUCUCAUUUCGGAUAAUAGCACUCAAUUCGACGGAAAACUUUUUCGCGGGUUUUGCGAGGAGUUAAAGAUUGACUUCUACAAUUCUACACCAGCCUACCCGCAAUCCAAUGGCCAAGCCGAAGCUUCAAACAAAACCAUCUUGGACGGUCUGAAAAAGCGAUUGGAGAAGGCCAAUGGAAAGUGGGCUGAGGAACUUCCCAAUUUGCUCUAG
Messenger RNA from Camellia sinensis, 1263 nucleotides. RefSeq lists its product as uncharacterized. NCBI's taxonomy places the organism in Eukaryota, Viridiplantae, Streptophyta, Magnoliopsida, Ericales, Theaceae. Gene Ontology annotation, molecular function: nucleic acid binding; RNA-DNA hybrid ribonuclease activity. The record is from RefSeq and is a predicted model, not a curated record. Gene Ontology annotation, biological process: DNA integration.